Molecule: messenger RNA, 973 nt
Organism: Sciurus carolinensis (gray squirrel)
Lineage: Eukaryota; Metazoa; Chordata; Mammalia; Rodentia; Sciuridae
Gene: Calml4
Product: calmodulin like 4
Cellular component (GO): myosin II complex
Molecular function (GO): calcium ion binding
Source: RefSeq, a predicted model, not a curated record
UGGGGCCCAGUCUCCAUGGCAGCAGAGGAUUUAUUACUGUGGCCUCCGCCCAGCUCGGCGGACUUUCAACUCAAAGUCAGAGGAAGAGGAGCUGAGAUUAGUUCUGGGAGCAGCAGGAGCCCCAGGAUGGCCAAGUUUCUUUCCCAGGACCAAAUUAAUGAAUACAAGGAAUGCUUCUCCCUGUACGACAAGCAGCAGCGGGGGAAGGUAAAAGCCACUGAUCUCCUGGUGGCCAUGAGGUGCCUGGGGGCCAGCCCCACACCAGGGGAAGUGCAGCGGCACCUGCAGACUCACGGGAUAGACAGAAAUGGAGAGCUGGAUUUCUCCACCUUCCUGACUAUUAUGCACACGCAAAUAAAACAAGAGGACCCAAAGAAAGAAAUUCUUCUGGCCAUGUUGAUGGCAGACAAGGAGAAGAAAGGUUACAUCAUGGCGUCCGAGCUGCGGGCAAAACUCAUGAGGCUCGGGGAGAAGCUCACCCACAAGGAAGUGGAGGAUCUUUUCAAGGAAGCAAAUAUUGAACCAAACGGCAAAGUGAAGUAUGACGAAUUUAUCCAGAAGAUCACCCUUCCCGUGCAGGACUACUGAACGAGCAGAGUGCAAGAGGGCCUCCCUGGGUUUGAAAAUCUGGACUAGUUCAUUUUUAAUAAGGAAAAUGUUCAUUUCAUCCUAGGGUGAUGGCAAACAUAGCAGCAAUGACAACAUUAGCAGGGGAUAAGUAGUAAUAAGUAGUUCCAGCCAUGGCAUCAGCAUGGCUUUAAUAAAGCUCUCAUGAGUCCAGCCUUUUCUGUGGUUUUGUCAGGCCUAUAUUCCAGUCCUGGGUCUGCCACUUACCAGCUGUUAUCACUUAGGGCAGAUUAUUUCACCCCUGAAGGCCUUAGGGUCCAGACAAAGCCUGGAUCUCCAGGUCUUACCUCGUGGAGCCCAUUGAGGAAGGAUGGAGAUGGGGCCUUGAAAAUGCACAGCAGCCUGA